Messenger RNA from Mya arenaria, 5076 nucleotides. Its product is annotated as mucin-2-like. NCBI's taxonomy places the organism in Eukaryota, Metazoa, Mollusca, Bivalvia, Myida, Myidae. The annotation marks the transcript as partial. The transcript has 5 exons. The record is from RefSeq and is a predicted model, not a curated record.
AUGAUAGACGCAACAUCGUCAACGCCCCUAACAGAAGUCUCGAGGUUCGGACAGUAUAACACGAUUGAGAGUAUUCUCGAGAGGUUCGGACAGUAUAACACGAUUGUGAGUAUUCUCGAGAGGUUCGGACAGUAUAACACGAUUGAGAGUAUUCUCGAGAGGUUCGGACAGUAUAACACGAUUGAGAGUAUUCUCGAGAGGUUCGGACAGUAUAACACGGUUGAGAGUAUUCUCGAGAGGUUCGGACAGUAUAACACGAUUGAGAGUAUUCUCGAGAGGUUCGGACAGUAUAACACGAUUGAGAGUAUUCUCGAGAGGUUCGGACAGUAUAACACGAUUGUGAGUAUUCUCGAGAGGUUCGGACAGUAUAACACGAUUGAGAGUAUUCUCGAGAGGUUCGGACAGUAUAACACGAUUGUGAGUAUUCUCGAGAGGUUCGGACAGUGUAACACGAUUGUGAGUAUUCUCGAGAGGUUCGGACAGUAUAACACGGUUGAGAGUAUUCUCGAGAGGUUCGGACAGUACCCAGUUUAUGCACAGGGCAACAGCGGUAACAACCCUGGUGGCGGAAACGGCAAUGGAAACAAUCCAGACACGACGACAACAAAACCACUAGGAACCACUGUCGCUGGUGGGAUCGGCUCAGUUUGUGAUGUUUACACACUGUGUACCCAGAGCGACGUCGCCUGUAGUUUGACGUCAGAAAGAUGCGUCACGUGUACGCCAGACAAUAUUCAACUUGGAAUAUGUUUCGAAUCAGGAUGUGGUGGAGUUCACACUGCAGUGUCGGGAAUGAUAACACAGGGUAAGGUGUCCGGACAAAUCUGUGAGUACCUCAUCUUCCAGCCAAAUGGUACCAUCAGCCUGACGUUCACCGACGUCAAUGUCCAGAACAACUGUGAUCUCGACUAUUUAGAGGUAACCAGUGACCGCGACAAUUUGGAGGUUCGAGACGGUGGAUACGAGUCUUCAACCCUUCUAUCCACUCUGUGCGGUACAGAUACUGGCGUCUUUAUCUCUAGCUCGAAUCUCAUGUACAUUAAACUUGUAGAGAAUGGUGGAAAGAAAAGUGAAUUUACAGCUGAAUACAGUUCUGUGCCAAGAACAACAACUUCUAUGCCAACAACAACAACAUCUAUGCUGACAACAACGACAUCUACACCAACAACAACAUCUGUGCCAACAACAACCACCAACACUCCGACAACAACUUACACUAGGCUAUCAACAAGAUCCAUUAUGCCAACAACAACUACCACACAACCAACAACAACUUCCAGUUUGUCGACAAAAACUACCACGACGCCAACAACAACCACACAUACUCCGAUAACAACUUACACUAGGCUAUCAACAACAUUAACUACGCCAGAAACAACUACCACUUUGCCUACAACUACUACUACUAUGUCGACAUCAACUAUUACAAUAACGACAAUAACUGCUAUAACCACAAUGCCAACACUUACUACCACAAUGUCGACAUCAACUACCACAAAGCCGUCAACAACUACAACAAUACCGAAAACAACUACCACAAUGCCACCAUCAACUACCACAAACCCAACAUCAACAACCACUAUGCCGACAUCAACUACCACACCGUCUUUAACAUCUACCACAAUGCCGCCAUCAGCUACCACAAUGCCACCAUCAACUACCACAAACCCAACAUCAACUACUACUAUGUCGACAUCAACUACCACACCGUCUUUAACAUCUACCACAAUGCCGCCAUCAACUACCACAUUGCCACCGUCAACUACCACAAUGCCACCAUCAACUACCACAAUGCCAUCAUCAACUACCACACCGUCUUUAACAUCUACCACAAUGCCGACAUCAACUACCACAAUGCCGACAUCAACUACCACAAUGCCACGUUCAGGUACCACAAUGCCACCCUCAACUACCACACAACCACCAUCAACUACCACAAAGCCUACAUCAACUACCAUAAUGCCACGUUCAACUACCACAAUGACACGUUCAACUACCACAAAUCCACCAUCAACUACCACAAUGCCAAUAUCAACUACAAUUAUGCCGACAUCAACUACCACACCGUCUAUAACACCUAUCACAUUGCCGACAACAACUACCACAAUGCCAAUAUCAGCUACCACAAUGCCAAUAUCAACUACCACAAAGCCACUAUCAACUACCACAAUACCAACAGCAACUACCACUAUGCCGACAUCAACUUCCAAAAUGCCACCAUCAACUACCACAAUGCCAACAGCAACUACCAUUAUUCCGACAUCAACUACCACCCCGUCUUUAACAUCCACCACAAUGCCGACAACAACUACCACACUUCCACGAUCAACUACCACAAUGCCGACAACAACUACCACAAAGCCGACAACAACUGCCACAAUGCCACGUUCAACUACCACAAGGCUAACAACAACUACCACAAAGCCGACAACCACUACCACAAUGCCACCAUCAACUACCACAAUGCCAACAACAACUACCACUAUUCCGACAUUAACUACCACCCCGUUUUUAACAUCUACUACUAUGCCGACAUCAACUACCACAAUGCCAACAACUACCACUCCGCCUAUAACAUCUACCACAACGCCGACAACAACUUCAACAAUGCCGACAUCAACUACCACAAUGCCGACAACAAUUACCAAUAUGCCAACUUCAACUACCACUAUGCCAACAUCAACUACAUCAAUGCCAAAAUCUACUACUACAAUGCCAACAAAUACCACUCCGCCUAUAAAAUCUACCACAAUGCCAACUUCAACUACCACAAUGCUGACAACAACUACCACUCCGCUUAAAACAUCUACCACACCGCCGACAACAACUACCACUCCGCCUAUAACUUCUAACACACCGCAGACAGCAACUAUCACUCCGCCUACAACAACUACCACUAUGCCGACAUCAACUUCCACAAUUCGAACAACUACCACUCCUCCUACAACAUCUACCACUACGCAGACAACAACUACCACUCCGCCUACAACAUCUACCACUAUGCCGACAACAACUACCACUCCGCAUAUAACAUAUUCCACUAUGCCGACAAUAACUACCACUCCGCCUAUAACAUCUUCCACUCCGCCUACAACAUCAACUACUAUGCCGACAACAACUACCACUCCGCCUACAACAUCUUCCACUCCGCCUACAACAUCAACUACUAUGCCGACAACAACUACCACUCCACCUACAACAUCUACCACUAUACCGACAUCAUCUACCACUCCGCUUACAAUAUCUACCACUUUUCCGACAUCAUCUACCACUCCGCCUGAAACAUCUACCACUAUACCGACAUCAUCUACCACUCCGCCUACAACAUCUACCUCAAUGUCGACAUCAACUACCACAAUGCCGACAACAUCUACCACAAUGCCUACAUCAACUACCACAAUGCCGACAUCAACUUCCACUUUGCCGACAGCAUCUACCACAAUGCUGACAUCAUCUACCACUCCGCCUACAACAUCUACCACAAUGCCGACAUCAUCUACCACUUCGCCUACAACAUCUUCUAAAAUGCUGACAACAACUACCAUUCCGCCUACAACAUCUACCACUAUACCGACAUCAUCUACCACUCCGUCUACAACAUCUACCACAAUGCCAACAACAACUACCACUCCGCCUACAACAUCUACCACUAUGCCGACAUCAUCUACCCCUCCGCCUACAACAUCUACCUCAAUGUCGACAUCAACUACCACAAUGCCGACAACAACUACCACAAUAACUACAUCAACUAACACAAUGCCGACAUCAACUUCCACUUUGCCGACAACAUCUACCACAAUGCCGACAUCAUCUACCACUCCGCCUACAACAUCUAACAUUAUGCCGACAUCAUCUACCACUCCGCCUACAACAUCUUCUAUAAUGAUGACAACAACUUCCACUCCGCAUACAACCUCUACCACUAUGCAGACAUCAUCUACCACUCCGCCUAUAACAUUUACCACAAUGCCGACAACAACUACCACAAUGGCGACAUCAACUACCACAAUGCCGACAUUAACAACUUCCACAAUGCCGACAUCAACAACUUCCACAAUGCCGACAUCAAAUACCACAAUGCCGACAUCAAUUUCCACAAUGCCUACAUCAACUACCACAAUGCCGACAUUAACAACUUCCACAAUGCCGACAUCAACAACUUCCACAAUGCCGACAUCAAAUACCACAAUGCCGACAUCAACUUCCACAAUGCCUACAUCAACUACCACAAAGCCGACAACAACUACCACUCCGCCUACAACAACUACCAUUAUGCCUACAGCAUCUACCACAAUGUCGACAACAACUACCAUUCCGCCGACAACAUCUACCACUUUGCCGAUAUCAACUUACACUAUGCCGACAUCAACUACCAUUAUGCCGACAACAUCUUCCAGUUCACCGACAACAACUACCACUUUGCCUACAGCAUCUACCACUACGCCGACAACUACUACCACUCCGCCUACAACAUCUACCACAAUGUCUACAACUACAACCACUCCACCUACAACAUCUACCAAUAUGCCGACAUCAACUACCACUAUGCCGACAACAACUACCACUAUGCCAACAUCUACUACCACUAUGCCGACAACAUCUUCGACUCCGCCGACAACAACUACCACUCCGCCUACAGUCUCUACCACUCCGUCUACAACAUCUACCACUAUGCCGAUAUCAUCUACCACAAUGCCAACAUCUACUACUUUUCAUAUAACAUCUACCAUAUUGCCAACAUCAACUUCCACAAUGCCAACAAAAACUACCACAAUGCUAACAUCAACUACCACAAUGCCGACAACAACUACCACUCCGCCUGUAACAUCUACCACUCCGCCUACAACAACUACCACUCCGUCUGUAACAUCUACUACUCCGCCUACAGCAUUUUGCACUCAGCUUACAACAUCUACCACAAUGCCGACAACAACUACCACUCCGCCUACAGCAUCUACCACAAUGCCGACAACAACUACUUAUCCACCUACAACAUCUUCCUCUCCGUCUUCAGCAUCUACCACUACGCAGACAACCGCAACCACAAAGACAACAAUAACUAACACGCCAACAAUU